AUGAUAAAAAUUGUAGAUCCAGCCCAUGCACAAUCAUUCCAAACAAAAUCAUUAAAACCAAUUUUUAUUAGAUUUCCAAUUCUGAAUAAUAUAGUAAAACAACAAGCCACCAAACAAGAAUGGCGUGAACAUGCUUUAUUAAAUCAUUCCAUUGAAAAUUUGGACACCUCACUUUCAGUAGAAGAUUAUUGGAGCCGUGUUUUCAACAUCAAAAAUGCAGCAGGCACUAAACUUUUUAACAAUUUAAAAGUAGUAAUUAAGUUGUUACUUGUACUUCCCUUUUCUAAUGCUUCAGUUGAAAUAGUGUUCAGCACACUACAUUUGUGUAAAACUACAUAUAGAAAUAGAUUGAAAACUGAAACCUUACGUGCAAUUAUGACUACAAAAGAUGGAAUAAAAUCAGAAAAAGGAAUUGUUGCUUUUAAUCCAAGUAAAGCUAUGCUAAAUGAAAAACUUUGGUCUUAA
Molecule: messenger RNA, 465 nt
Organism: Macrosiphum euphorbiae (potato aphid)
Lineage: Eukaryota; Metazoa; Arthropoda; Insecta; Hemiptera; Aphididae
Source: the annotation of a GenBank genome assembly